AUGGACGCUCUCAUAACCGCCGAACUCGCCAAACUAGACCCCUCAGUGCCAUUUCGAGCGACCAAGUCACACCUCCAUCACACCUGGGCAAAAACGUUCUACUCUCGACCGGAACUUUACAUUCAGCCCGAGUCAGUUGCCGAAAUUGAAAAGGUCAUCACUCUUGCUCGCAGAUGUCGCCGACGCAUAGUAACCGUCGGCAGUGGUCACUCGCCGUCUGAUCUUACCUGCACGUCAUCAUGGGUUGUCAACCUGGACAAUUACCGUCGGGUCCUCUCGUUUUCGCGUGAUACAGGUGUUGUUACGGUUGAGUCUGGUAUACGGCUGAGACAGCUUGGCAUUGAGCUGGAGAAGAAUGGACUGAUGCUUCCUAAUCUCGGCAGCAUCGAUGAGCAGUCUAUAGCAGGAGUGAUUUCAACGGGGACACAUGGCAGCUCACUCAAGUAUGGCUUGCUGUCCGAACGUGUGUUGGGAUUGUCAAUAAUGCUUGCGAAUGGCCAGGUUGUCCGAUGUAGCGAGGCGACCAAUCCGUCGCUGUUUCGUGCCGCCCUGGUGUCCCUUGGAGCCAUUGGUAUCAUCACGGAGAUGACCUUGCAGGCAGUUCCAACUUUCAAUAUCGCCUGGCAGCAGUCCCUGAAGACAUUGCCACAGGUAUUGGAUACGUGGGACUCUGGCUUAUGGACAUCUACGGAGUAUGUGAGGGUGUGGUGGAUGCCUUAUAUGAAGCGCGCGAUUGUCUGGCGUGCGGACAAGACCGACCUCCCGACUCGUGAUCCCCCUGCAAGCUGGUACGGUGGUGCGUUAGGUUACUUCAUCUACCAUAACCUAUUGUAUCUCUCCAACUACGUGCCCCGGAUCUUGCCUUGGGUUGAGUGGUUUGUGUUCGGCAUGCAAUAUGGUUUUACGCCCGGAAAGACUAUUACGGAGGCAGUUCAACCCGCUCGCACUGGUCUGUUGAUGGACUGCCUGUAUUCUCAAUUUGUGAACGAAUGGGCACUUCCAUUAGAAAAGGGUCCAGAGGCCAUUACCCGACUGUCCGCCUGGUUCCAUGGCGAUGAGGAAACUGCACGUAUACCAUUUAGUUCCGAGUCUGUCUGGGUACAUUGCCCCAUUGAAGUACGUGUCUCCGAUACUUCGAUCUCAAAGACCCCUCGCCCGUACCUGGACUCCACUUAUCCUGAUGGCCCUACUCUCUUCCUCAACGCCACUUUAUAUCGGCCUUAUCUGCGUGAUCCUCCUUGCAGGGAAAGGUACUAUGAGGCAUUUGAAUGGCUCAUGCGGGAGCUAGGUGGGAAACCACAUUGGGCUAAAAAUUUUGGAGAAGACCUUGGGUAUGAGGCCCUCCGAGAAAUGUACGGGGACAGCUUGGAUCAAUGGCUACAGGCCAGAAAUGAGGCUGAUCCUGAUGGAAUGUUUCUGGGUGCGUGGCACAGAAGACACCUACUUCCCCCCUCUACAGCUGCAUCGAAAUCACCUGGCCAGACUUUAGCGUUUGAAGAACAGCUCAAGGAGCAACGGGUGCUAGGUGCUCCCGGUGCCGGGGAUGGCAUUGAGUGGAUUGGCACUAUCCCCGGCUGUACCCCACACGGCAAUGCGGAUAUGGAGGACGGUGCGAAUGCAGCCGGCAGUCAUCCAAGCCCACCAACAACCUCUGCAAGCGAGGAAAGUUUUGACCACCUCGCGAAAGGGGAAGCAAGCAUCACUCUGCCUUAG
This is a messenger RNA of Trichophyton rubrum CBS 118892, 1713 nucleotides long. RefSeq lists its product as uncharacterized. The record is from RefSeq and is a predicted model, not a curated record. The transcript has a single exon. The coding region runs from base 1 to 1713 and encodes 570 amino acids. Gene Ontology annotation, molecular function: D-arabinono-1,4-lactone oxidase activity; FAD binding. NCBI's taxonomy places the organism in Eukaryota, Fungi, Ascomycota, Eurotiomycetes, Onygenales, Arthrodermataceae. Gene Ontology annotation, cellular component: mitochondrion; membrane.